Chelmon rostratus (copperband butterflyfish) is the source of this 1032-nucleotide messenger RNA. RefSeq lists its product as uncharacterized. Gene Ontology annotation, cellular component: extracellular matrix. Gene Ontology annotation, molecular function: acrosin binding. The coding region runs from base 1 to 1032 and encodes 343 amino acids. The record is from RefSeq and is a predicted model, not a curated record. The transcript has 10 exons. Lineage: Eukaryota; Metazoa; Chordata; Actinopteri; Chaetodontiformes; Chaetodontidae. Gene Ontology annotation, biological process: egg coat formation; binding of sperm to zona pellucida; positive regulation of acrosome reaction.
AUGGUGACUCAUCUCUACCUUGGUGUGAUAAUCUUGGCUGCGUUUGCAACGGCUAUCGCUAAUGCAGAUAUCAAAGUAGUCUGUGCAAAGGACUCGGUAAAAAUCACAUGGAGGAUCAGUGCCGAGUUGGUGCCGCAUGCAGCUCGCUUUUUCCUUGGAAGCUGCAUGCCGUCUCAGUUGGAUGUUCUACCCACCGGAGAGGGGGAAGCACACUUCAACUACCAAUUUGCUGACUGCAAAUUUAAAAGACUGAUGAAAGGAAAACGUCUGCUGUAUCAAAAUGAACUGACUUACAGGCCGCAUGCAAAGUCCAAACCAGCGGCCUUUGUGCAUCCUAUAGAGUGUGUUUAUAAAAGACCUGAAGGGUGGGUUCCCCCUUUCCUGAACCCUGGAUCGGGUGUUUCUGAAGGUCGAGGCGGGCUGGUCUUCCACAUGGCGCUCCUCAAUGAGCAAUUAACAGGUGUGGCGAGGACAAAUGUCGUCCCCCUUGGCUCGUUCAUGCCGAUAUGGGCGGCAGUGGAGCAGAAGUCCCAUCAACCCUUGCUGCUGCUCAUGGAGCACUGUGUGGCAGCCACUACGCCAGAGCUGCAGCCCGGCAACCAAGUUUACCCCAUCAUCAGCAAUAAGGGGUGUCUUUUGGAGAGCAUGAGAGGAAACUCUGUGUUCCUUCCCCGGUACCACUCGUCUGCUGUCAUCCUUUACCUUCAGUCCUUCAAGUUUGAUCUUGGAGAGGAGGUGUACAUUCACUGUAAACUGGUUGCAUGGGAUCCUGAAGUUUUUGAUGAAAGCAAGAAAGCCUGCCAUUAUGUAAAGGAAAAUGGGAGAUGGGAACUACUCGACGACCCCUCUCGGAGCUCCAUCUGUAGCUGCUGUGAAUCAACCUGCAAGUCUCGCUCCAAAAGAGGAGUCGACUUGGAAUCCCACGGCUUUAGUCACAAUUCUGUGUUGGGACCCCUGAUCAUCGUGGACCCGUCUGAGUCGAAGGCUCACGGCAUACCGACAGCCCAGUCUGAGCUGAUGGAGGCUGUAUGA